AUGCAAGAUGAAGAAAGAUAUAUGACAUUGAAUGUGCAGUUGAAAAAAAGGCGUCCUAGCCAAACAUCCCAACUUAAAUUUAAAGAUUUUUCUGUGAUGUUACACUGGUACAAAAUCUUAUUGGGAAUAUCUGGAACAGUAAAUGGUCUUCUGAUUUUGACUUUUAUCUCCCUGAUUCUUUUGGUUUCUCAAGGAGUGUUGCUCAAAUGCUCAAAAGGAAAUAAUUCAAAUAUCACCCAGCAUGAUGAUAUUGGAAACCUGAAAAUGAAGAGUGACACAAGAGGAAAUAUAAGUACUAAAGAUGUGGACCACUGUGCUUCAAGUGCUACAGACCAUGGAGGAUUGUGCCCAUCAGAAUGGCUUAAAUAUCAAGAAAAGUGUUAUUGGUUCUCUAAUGAAUUAAAAAGUUGGAGUGACAGUUAUGGGUAUUGUUUGGAGAGAAACUCUCAUCUAGUAAUAAUUCAGGACCAAUUUGAAAUGGCUUUUAUACAGAAAAACCUAAAACAAUCAAAUUAUGUGUGGAUUGGGCUUAACUUUACCUCCCAGAAGAGGACAUGGAACUGGGUAGAUGGUUCUCCAUUUGCUUCAAAAAUAUUCUUCAUAAAAGGACCAGCUACUGAAAACAGCUGUGCUGCUAUCAAGGGAAACAAAAUUUACUCUGAAACCUGCAGCAGUGUUUUCAAGUGGAUUUGUCAAUGUUAAUAUUUUAAAAUAUAAGUUAUAGUGGAAUAAUCAGUUACCAAAGAUUUUUGCCUAUUAGGUUCUAAUAUUAAUCUUUAAGAGUAAGAAUUUAAAACUGAAAUUAAACACCAAAAUCUUUUCUCCAUUUUCCCUUCAUUGAUGCCAGUCUCAAAAUAACUCCUGCUUAUAAUCUAUAAUAUAACCUUUCUAGUUUUUAAUGUGAUAAUAUAAUCUAGUGUAAACUCAUGCAUUUAUAUUCA
Molecule: messenger RNA, 941 nt
Organism: Myotis lucifugus (little brown bat)
Lineage: Eukaryota; Metazoa; Chordata; Mammalia; Chiroptera; Vespertilionidae
Gene: KLRF1
Product: killer cell lectin like receptor F1
Exons: 6
Coding region: 1-702 (233 amino acids)
Source: RefSeq, a predicted model, not a curated record